UCAGCUGAUCAGGUGUACGGAGACCAGGACAUGCAUGAAGUGGUCAGGAAACACUGUAUGGACUACCUGAUGAAGAACGCCGACUAUUUCUCCAAUUACGUGACGGAGGACUUCACCACAUACAUCAACAGGAAGAGGAAAAACAAUUGCCACGGCAACCACAUCGAGAUGCAGGCGAUGGCCGAGAUGUACAACAGACCGGUGGAGGUGUACCAGUACAGCACAGAGCCAAUCAACACGUUCCACGGCAUCCACCAGAACAAUGACGAGCCGAUCAGAGUGAGCUACCACCGCAACAUCCACUACAACUCUGUGGUGAACCCAAACAAGGCCACGAUCGGGGUCGGACUGGGACUGCCUGCCUUCAAACCAGGGGUACCUCAACCACACGCUCUAUGACCACGGGGGGUAUCGAAUGCUUUUAGAGGGCGUCCUUGUGUUCGAGUUUCAGCUCUUGGACACAUAAUGUGACACUGACACUUUUCCCCUCCGGUGGGUGUGGUUUCCAGAGUAUGAAAAGUUGCAGUCUGUCUCUGUAGAGCUGCUACGAAGUCCUGUCUUUACACGCCUUUGCAUUUUUACACAGAACCAAACGACGGUGGCAUCAUGCGGCUCCAGUGUGUGAUGUCAGACAGCAUGAUGAUAUCACAGAAUCAAAAGAGGCGUGACAUGUAA
Messenger RNA from Epinephelus lanceolatus (giant grouper), 675 nucleotides. NCBI's taxonomy places the organism in Eukaryota, Metazoa, Chordata, Actinopteri, Perciformes, Serranidae. The record is from RefSeq and is a predicted model, not a curated record.